CUGAUUGGUUCUCCAUCAGGUCAACUGUAAAAAAUACCUUGUAGUUUGCACAGACUAUAGUAAUAUCCUUUGCAGUUCAGAAUGUGUUCCCCUCUCCAAAAUCCUCCCAUCCUUCACUACAAGAAUCUGAUCCGCAUCCAUGACAGUAGAUAGGCGAUGCCUAUAGAAGGAACUGUUAGUAAGAGACAGUGGCUUGCGGCCUGGAGAGACCUAUUUACGCAAUAUAAUAACAAUCGUAGUCGGACCAGCACAGAGCUGCUUCAAUCCUUGUUGCACACAUACUUCGAUCUCGCUGUCUAGACUGCUGGUGGCUUUGUCCAGGAGGACAAUCUUCGAGUUUUUGAGAAUCACUCCUGCUAUCGCGACACGCUGCAGUUCGCCACCAGACAAGCUACACAUAGCUGCUACAGGUGUAUCGAUCAAUUAAGUGCUUGCCCGAUAUAUUGAUUUGCUCUGCUAAUUGUAUUAUUAGCCGGUUACUGUCCGCAUUUGAUCGAGUGAAACCAGGGGCUAGAUAGCCACAAUGCUAACAGUUCUCAAAAGCUCUUCUUCCCAUAGCUGUACCAGUUCUCAAACAUCACCAAAGACAGACGAACAAGAGCAGAAACUCAAUAAAAAGGUUCGCGGACGCAGAGCUAGAACAAAUUGGCUCUCCAUCUAUUUGUAUGAUCUCGCGCAUUGAGCAACCCCGUGGCCUUCAAUUGACGAACGACCCAAUUCCUCCGCACCACUCACCUACCUUCAAGAUACGCAACCCCUCCCUCAACGCAUGACCGAAACGACCACCCCAGACUUAUAAUAGCAACCACAACAAUAAUAAUAGUAACAAACUUGAAAAGAAGAAUACUCUUGACACGCUCUGUCCCUCUUUGCCCAUAGCACAACACGGAUCCCGCAUCCGCACCUAUAACCAUGGCGAACCAGGCAUCUACACCGGGACCCACGUCCAUUCCCACAUCGACAGAGACGGCAGCGGACACGAUCGAGCUACUAAAGUCGCGGCUACGCAGGAUUGAGUACCUGUUAACGGGCGAGGCGAGCUGGACGGGGGAACCGCCACGGCUGACAACGGCGACGGGUGUUGGCGAAGGUGAGAAGCCAGUGACGACGCGGUUGGCGAGGCUGGAGUAUGAAUUGAAGACGCUGGCAGAUAGAGUGCCGGCUGUGAGGGAUGUUUUGGGACUUUACUCCCGCUUCCCAGACCUCUUCCAAUCAAUCCACCCCACCAACACCUCUUCCUCCUCAUCCGCCGCAUCGCAUCCCCCAACAAUCCCCACAUCCCUCUCCCAACAGGCCCUAACCUCCAUAAUCCUCUCCUACGCCUCCGCCUUCCCCGAAACCGCCUCCCGCCUCACCUCGCUCAAAGACCUCCCCAUCCCCCCCGCCUCCCUCUCCGCCUCCCUGAUAGAGCUACAACCACGUCUAGACCGACUAGCGGCUGUGCAGGAGCAGCAGGCAGCUGAAAUAGCGGAGCUGAGGGCGCGCAGUGCGCUAGUGGCGAAGCGGUGGGUGGAGGUUGGGGUUUUGGGGGGGAGCGAGGUUUGGGCGGAGUGGGAGGGGAGGAUUGAGAGAGUGGAGAGGGGGGUUAGGAGAUUGGAGAGGAGGAGGGAGGUGUAGGAGAUAUGCGUUAGAUUGUAGGGGCGUGGAAUUUUAUUUUUAUUUUUUAUUUUUAUUUUUUGGCUUCUUUUCCUUUCUGGCUUGGCGACGGGAGUGUGAGCAGGUGGAAGAUAUCUAUGCGGCAUUUGUAUAUUUUAUCAUGAUGUUAUUAUUAUUAUUCUGCGGGACCUAUGCUCCGCCUAUGCAUCGAUAUAUCUACUGCGUAGGGCGUUUUCCUUCUGCGCAAACCAAUAGUUAUACUUUUCUCCCUUUUCACCUUGCUAGAGUUUUUCUUGUCCUCCUUUUUUACCCUAUUUUUUAUUUUUGGUUGCGGCAUUUUUCUACCCUGUUUCCCUGUUUCCCUGUUUCCGACCUACCUCUCCUCCUUGCCCUUCUCUUCCUAGCUAGCAGCAGGCCCGUGGGACAGAGCGAGCGGGAUUGACAUGCAUGACCAGGAAACCUGGGAGAAUUCAAGAAAAAUAUAUUCAGCUGGACUAUUUUAUUUCAAAGGGUACGUAAGGUUUCUAGCAAAGCCAGAGUGUGGCAAUAGUCAUUCAUCUCAUAUCACUUUUCUCGCGGUAGAUACAGAAGCCGGUAGGAUCUCUUGUGCCCAUUUAUGUGUAUAUGUUGUAUGUGCAGGUGUGUAGCUAUGACCAACUCAAUAUGCCUACAUAUAACUAUAGCAGUAGUACGCAGUAAGGUACGUUGAAUAGGGCUGUCCUAGGGUGGGUGGUGAAUAAAACAAAAACAGGGCUGGUGGAGAUGAGAUGGAGAUUUAUAUAUAUGUUUGAGUAGUUACCAAGGUACACUUGGUAAGAACUUUAUAGCAAUGACUAACGCUUUAAUUUUUCUCUUUUUAUUGGUUUAAAAAGAUACACAUAGUGUAACCUGGAAUUCUU
Blastomyces gilchristii SLH14081 is the source of this 2495-nucleotide messenger RNA. Its product is annotated as nuclear distribution protein. The record is from RefSeq and is a predicted model, not a curated record. The coding region runs from base 913 to 1617 and encodes 234 amino acids. The transcript is spliced from 2 exons. NCBI's taxonomy places the organism in Eukaryota, Fungi, Ascomycota, Eurotiomycetes, Onygenales, Ajellomycetaceae.